UAUAAUAUAUAUGUAUGAAUUCUACUGAACGAGUUUUCAGUCGCAGUUUUAGACUGGAAGACAGAUUUUACGAGAAAACGUUUAUUUCUCUACCCACUGGCUGUGUUCAGGCGAAGUGAGGUUUCUCGCUUAGGCGACGGUUCGUUUUCACGGUGUUCUGUUACAAGUCAGAAAACAAUGAACGAGCUUAUAUCGACAGCUCCAUUGUACACAAGAGAUCGAGUCCACCUAACGAAAAUAGGGAAUAUUCUGUGUACUGGGAAAGGCUGUAUUGGCUGUGAUAGGAAAUUUCAGAUUGGUGAUCAGGACUUGUCGGAAAUUCUAGGCGAAGUCGAUUUGGUGGAUUUUGACAAACAAGAGCCUCGGUUUCUGCCGAGUCCAAGAAGAUUUUCACAUAACUACGAUAAACACAACGAUGGUUGGCAUGGAAACACAGCUUACAAGCGGGCUAAAACCAAGAAGGAAAAACUUCUCAGCAGAUCGAAAUUUCGAUUGAAGGGGCUCGAUGUUACCAUGGAUGGUGCAAAAGCUAAAGAGAAAGAUGUUCAGCCCGCCAAGAAUAAAACGAAUAGGCCAGAGUCACUUGCUAUUGACCAUAGCACAGAUACUAAUAGAUUUUGUUACAGAAAAAUUGUGAAGACUUCCACUAAAUCAAAUCACAAAACAAAAGGAAGUAAAACGGUAUCUUUUGCGGCCCCCUUAGUCAGGCAGAGGACGUUUUCUCUUGAAGGUAGUGAAACUGGAAAAUCAGAAACGAGUCAAGAACGUAAAAAUAACCGAAAACAAUCGACUGCUCCUCUGCAAACCAGUGGUCAUCACUCGAGAUCGAGGGCUCAACCUCCGAUAGCAGGACUGGAUGCGAGUUUCUUGAAAGUCCGGCAGGGGAUGUUCACUCUUACAGAUGGCGAAACUGGAAAAUCAGAAAAGAGUCGAGAACAUAAAAAUAACCGUAAAAAAUCGCAAACCAACCAUCGUCACUUGAGAUCGCGAUCCUGCCCGUUGAUGCCAGAACCGAAAACGAAUUUCUUGAAAAUGCUUCAUAACAGCAGCGUAGGAAUAUUUGACAUCAAAUCAAUGAAGAGCAAAAAAGACUCUAAGUGGGUGAAAGAAGUUUUGAAAUCAGGAGUAAAAGAGGAAGAGAUAUUUCCACACACUGACGGUGGGAAAACUACGAGAAGCAGCAACAGAAAUACAACGAGCAACAACCACAAGGAAAGCACCUCAAAUUCACCUCGGAAACCUAAUGAAAAACAAAGAAACAGGGAAAAAGGCUUAACAAACAUAUCUUCGAAAGGCAAUUGUCUUUCAGCUUCGGAAGAUGAGCGUGAAUCUUCCGUUCUUGUGAUCGAGCAUUCCCACGACAAAACGAGCACAAAAGAUGAAAGUUUACACAAGCUUGGUUUUACAGCACAACGUAGUGAAAGGAAGAAGAACUUUCCCGAUGUUUCAACACUGGAAAUAGCCGAGAGUUUGGAAGGUUUUGUUCAGCUGGGAGUUAUUAAACUCAUCUGUCAGGAACACGAAGGCUGUUGGUAUAUUAUAGUGUCCAGCCGGAUUAUUCGUGAUUUUCUUAUCCAAAAUGGCGUAAAAAUGCGUGGAAGGAACUUCGAACUGAUCGAUUGUACUAGGAAUUCAUAUUAAUCGGUCAGUCUUAGAAAUGUUUAACACUUAGCUUGAUGUUGUGAUAUGAAUAUAAAUUAUCCAGCCAAAAGGUUGC
Molecule: messenger RNA, 1717 nt
Organism: Stylophora pistillata
Lineage: Eukaryota; Metazoa; Cnidaria; Anthozoa; Scleractinia; Pocilloporidae
Source: RefSeq, a predicted model, not a curated record